AUCAUCGUCUCUUUCACCCUCUGACAGCCUCUGACAGCGAAUAUCAAUCACCCGUUAUCUGCCGCGGACAAGAAGCAUCGUAUCGCCCGCCAGCGACACCAGAAUUCUUGUGCACCUUGCCAGCCCCGAUCGACCGACGACGCAUAGCACGCGCAUAUACUCACCUGACGAGCGCUUCUGCUUCUCAAUAACUCUGGUUUUGCCAGAGAACCGCCCUGCAACCGCAUCAACGUCACCGCGUCCUCGAUUGUCUUGACGGCCUAUCAGGACCGCUUGGAUUGGGCUGGACUGGUCACUACGCAGCCUGCUGUGCCUUCAUAUGCACUGGGUGCUUCAUUACUGCCCUUUCAUUAGAACUGUUCACUCUGGCGAACCACCAAUCACACCAACACCCUAACGAGCGCGAAACUAGUCCGACAAUGUCCUAUCGUCGCUCACCAGCUGCGACGAGCGUUUCUCUCCCGUCCUUUUCUCAAGCUUUCCGUUCUCCCUCUCCCAGCACCCCCUACACCAACCGCUCUGCGCAGCACUCCCAUCCAAUGCCUCCCUCGCAUGCUCGCUCGGACUCUCGUGGUACUCCUGGAGAUCGUCCACCGAGUGCGAAUCAGCUUCCGCCUCUGAGGUACAUGAACUCAAGCGAUCCGAGGGAUACUAGAGAGGUUAGAAGCGGAGAUGAGAUGAGAAGAGGUGAUAGUGGAGAGGGUCGGAAACGACCCCAUGAGGAUCUUGACAGAGAUAACGGGAGGAAUCCAAGAGAGGACGAAGCUGCUAGUGUCAAGCCUGAGCCGUUGUCACCUCCCGGCUCGCCUUAUCCAAAGCGAGCACGACCAAAUAGCACCGGCUCCGCCACCCAUCUGUCCCCAAACAACAGCGCGCACUCUUCGUCCACCGGCCCCAUGCCUGCACCUGUCUCGCCUGUCGUCGCUGGAUUUGCGCUCGAUCCUGAACGGCCCGAGGCCGCUCAGGAUCAGGUUCGUCGGAGCUUGCAAUUGAAACAGCAACAACAGGAAAUCAUCCAGCGGCGGAAAGAGCAGGCGGAAGGUGGCCGAGAGAGAGGAGAUUGGCUAGACCAGCGCCCGGUGGGCUCGCCGCAUCUUGCGCAGCAGCGUUCGCCUGGUCAAGUGCCGCAACAGCCACUUCAACAGCAGCAGCAACAGGCUAGGCCACCGCCGCCCACACUUGCCGCUCGCCGGGGACCUCUCACGGCUUCGAAGGCUGCUCAUCUAACUAUUCAGACUGCGUCUUCCGGUGCAAGCACGCCUGCAUUCACAUCCUCUCAUUCCCGUGAACAUGGUGAAACGCACACGCUCCACCCUGCUAAUAACUACGGCCGUCCGCUGCUCGGUCAUCCUACUUCUGCCCUCCGAGGCGGCAUCGAAGGAAUUGGAGAAGUACGCUCCGCUCCUCCUCAACAAACGCGUUUUGCAGUGCCACCUCUCUCAGGGAGAUCCGAAGCAAGCCGUGGACAACCUCAGCAGAUUACUACCGAGCGCAGGCCGCUCGUAUCCAUCUCCCAAACCAGCAGAGAGAUGCAGCGCGAGCGCGUACAAGACUCGCAGACGCCGCGGGAGCACAGGCAGCAGUCGUCCAUCUCCAGCGUGCCCUUGAGUAGGAACGCACAACGGACUCCAAGUGUCCUCCGUCCUAUUCAGAGGGACCAGGAACCUAGCCCUCCUAUGACGGGCAGUACCACGGCGGUUUCGUCUAUCUCUAGGCGACCGACCUUCGAUAGGCACGCUGGGGGCCAGGCCACCGCCAAUGCACAUCAUUAUCCUUUCGGUGGGGUGCAAGGCGGUCCCCCAUUACAGACUGCUCCCCUCCUAGGGCGAGGCGAUAUCUUGCAGCAACAGCAAGCCGCGGCGGCUGCCAGCCAUGGCCGUGGUCUCCCAGGACAAUAUCCACCGCCGACUGCCGGACUCCCUCCACCGACUGCCGGCACAAGCGCCGCCGCUGUGGCAGCGGGCACUGCCAGCAGCACACCUAGCACGGGUAAUUUGGACAACCUCACUCCUGAGCAAAGAACGUUCUUGCACCCCUUCCUCACGUUCUACGACUCUAUUUUGGACUCACAAAAGCUCAAGGAGUGGCUGAAGAAGGAGAUUGAUCGUGCCGGACGAGCCAACCAGAGCUUGAUGGAUAACCACCAUGCGAUUGAGCGACUUAUCGGGAACGCGGUGAAAGGUGUGCGGGAUGACUUCGGCAGAGAGAGAGAGCAAUGGGAGAGGAGGGUCGCUGACCUAGAGAAAAGAGUCAGGGAGCUUGAGGGCCGCGGGCCGAACACCCCUCCGGUUAUGCAGGAUAGGCGGCCUGCAAGCGCCGAGAAGGGAAAUCAGCCAGACACUAACGGCAUGCAAGUUGACGAGCCGCAGGCGGCUAAGGAGGGCGAGAAAGCGGCUGAUCGAUGAAGGCAUCACUUUGUAGUGCUGAUAAACCUCACAGCGAUACCCUCGCGAACCGAGUCGAAAACAUUCUCGCCUUCCAUGUUAUUUCUCGUCUUUCUGCACAUAUCUGCCGGUCAAUUGUUGCCGGUCCUCCAGCUCGCUACGAGCGAUGUUGUUAACUAAGAUGAGAUGAGUCGCCGGGUCUGUGUUGCCGAGUGGACCAUUCUGUGUUCUUCCCUUUUGGGAACUUUGUUGUACUUCUUCCGAAGAAAAUCUCUGCUCACUCUACUUUCUCCUUUCACGUUUUCGUUCCCUCUUUCCUCUUCCAGACCUGAUUGGGGUUUUGGUCUUCAGUCGCCAUUCACUUGUAACUACUUCACUUCGCUUCAUGAUUCGAGCCCUUUGAUUAUGUAUCUUGUUC
Dacryopinax primogenitus is the source of this 2802-nucleotide messenger RNA. RefSeq lists its product as uncharacterized. The coding region runs from base 420 to 2405 and encodes 661 amino acids. The transcript is spliced from 2 exons. NCBI's taxonomy places the organism in Eukaryota, Fungi, Basidiomycota, Dacrymycetes, Dacrymycetales, Dacrymycetaceae. The record is from RefSeq and is a predicted model, not a curated record.